Messenger RNA from Daphnia magna, 4166 nucleotides. It is a transcript of the gene Sema2a, whose product is annotated as semaphorin-2A. Gene Ontology annotation, biological process: positive regulation of cell migration; semaphorin-plexin signaling pathway; negative chemotaxis. Lineage: Eukaryota; Metazoa; Arthropoda; Branchiopoda; Diplostraca; Daphniidae. Bases 365 to 2500 code for a protein of 711 amino acids. The record is from RefSeq and is a predicted model, not a curated record. Gene Ontology annotation, molecular function: semaphorin receptor binding; chemorepellent activity. The transcript has 14 exons.
CGAGGUGUGUUUGUUGUCUUGCGUUUUCCCACCUUGCACACAUCAUGAGAAUCAGGUUUUUCUUUCGAUUCCACAAACUCCAUUGAAAACUAAGUCAAAACUUUUGUGAGUCAAAACUCAAGUGACUGUGUGUGUGAGUGUGCACGUUUACACUUGUUUUUCUUCUGACGCCUCGCUUCCCUCUCGAACGUGCUUUGUGUUUCAAAAGAAGAUUCACAAGAGUUUUUUUUCCUUUCUGAACUUGACCUUUUGUGUGUGUGUGUGUGCGCGCCAGUGUCUGUUUCGGUUGUGCCAGUGGUGUGUCGCGGGCAGAGGCGUUGUAAUUAGAAAAAAAAGGGGGCGAGGAUAAACACACACCGAGGACAUGGCCGGAACUAGAAGGUGGUCGUGCCGACCGGUAAUGCUCUGCUGGCUUUGGAUGGUGGCUGCCGUACAUCUCAUUUCCGCUAUGGAACAAUUAAACGCAGAUCACAUCAAGAGUUUCACGUGCGGAAAACUCUAUUACCGGACGUCUUACCUCGAUGCCAAACGCGAUGUCCUCUACGUUGGUGCCAUGGAUCGAGUCAUCCGCAUCAAUCUACACAAUGUCAGCGACACCAACUGCGAGACGGAUUCGUUAACCUUGGACCCGUCGCACGUAACCAACUGCAUCUCAAAGGGCAAGAGCGAGUUUUACGAUUGUCGCAAUCAUGUUCGAGUCAUCCAGCCCAUGGGCGAUGGGUCCCGGCUCUACGUCUGCGGCACCAACGCCCACAAUCCCAAGGACUGGGUCAUCAACGCCAACUUGACGCAUUUGGGUCGCAAUGAAUACGUCCCCGGUGUGGGCAUGGGCAUUGCCAAGUGCCCGUUUGACCCGAGCGAUAAUUCGACGGCCGUCUGGGUGGAGCGCGGCAAUCCGGGCGACCUGCCCGCACUCUAUUCCGGUACGAAUGCCGAGUUCACCAAAGCGGACGCCGUCAUUUUCCGCACGGAUUUGUACAACUACACGACGGGCCGUCGCGAGUUCACCUUCAAACGCACAUUGAAAUACGAUUCGAAAUGGCUGGACAAGCCAAACUUUGUGGGAUCGUACGACAUUGGAGACUACGUUUAUUUCUUCUUCCGUGAAACGGCCGUCGAGUACAUCAACUGCGGCAAGAACGUGUACUCCCGCGUGGCACGCGUCUGCAAGAAAGACAAUGGCGGCAAGAACAUUCUGUCUCAAAACUGGGCCACCUUCCUCAAAGCCCGUCUCAACUGUUCCAUCCCCGGAGAGUUUCCUUUCUACUUCAACGAAAUCCAGAGCGUUUACAAGGUGCCGGGCGACGACACGCGUUUUUACGCCGUCUUCACGACGUGCCAGAACGGACUGACGGGCUCGGCCAUUUGCGUCUUCACCACGGCCGAUGUGCACACGGCCUUUUUGGGCAAGUUCAAAGAACAAGCGUCUUCCAGCUCGGCUUGGUUGCCCGUCUUGUCGUCGAAGGUGCCCGAACCGAGGCCGGGUCAAUGUGUCAACGACACUCAAACUCUGCCGGACACGGUCUUGAAUUUCAUCCGCAAUCACCCGCUGAUGGACGAAGCUGUUUCGCACGAGAAUGGCGUGCCCGUCUUUUUCAAGGGCGACGUGGCCUUCUCUUCGCUCGUUGUCGAACGACUCAAAAUCCAGGGCUUCCCCGAUGACAAACACUACACGGUCUACUACGCCGGAACAAUCGAUGGCAAAGUGUACAAAGUUGUUCAAUGGUUCGACGAAUCCACUCAACAGGGCAAAUCUGAGCUGCUGGAUAUCUUUGAAGUCACGUCACCCGAACCCAUCCGCAUGAUGGAAAUCUCACCCAAACACAAAUCGAUUUACGCCACAUCGGACCAUCGAAUCCGUCAAGUCAACAUGGUCAUGUGCAACGGCCGCUACGACAACUGUCUGCGCUGCGUACGAGAUCCUUACUGCGGUUGGGAUAAAGAGUCCAAUUCGUGCAAACCUUACGCUCCUGGUUUGCUGCAAGACGUUUCGAGCUCUUCGCCCGGUAUUUGCGACGCGUGCAUCGCCAAGAAGCGGCUGCUGGUGACGUGGGGCCAGGCCGUCCAUUUGUCUUGCGCCAUCAAACUGCCAGAGCCCAUGUCUUCGAUGCCCGUCACUUGGUAUUACUACAGCCGAGAGAAAGGCCAAUACCAGCUGUCGUUCAGGCCAGACAAAUACAUCCAGACGGCCGAGCAAGGCAUGGUGAUUAUGGGCGUGACGGAACAAGAAGCCGGCCGAUAUGACUGCCGGUUAGGAGCGGAUACGCUGUGCAGUUAUAACAUCACGGUCGAUACGCAGCGAUGCGCGGCCCCCAGCAAAUCACACGAUUAUCAGAAGGUCUAUUCCGACUGGUGUCACGAAUUUGAGAAAUACAAAAUGGCCAUGAAGACGUGGGAGAGAAGGCAGCUGCAAUGUAACAGUCGGCAAACUAACGAUACUGCCAGUAGCAAUCAGAAUGCUCAUCCCAACGAGAUCUAUCCACGGAGUCCUUUGGUCUGAACGAGUCCAAUAAAAAAAGAAAAACAACAACAAAAAGAGAAAAAGGAUCUGAAUUGGGAAUUGAUGUGAAUCUUAAAAAGCGCGCGUCCGCUCGACGUGCACAAGUUGGCUCAAUGGCUUCCUCUUCAACACUCACAGCUAAAAACAUCUAAUGAUGAUGUAUUGAAACGAAAAAAAAAAAAAAAAAAUAUUUGUGGGAACCACAUCGAGUGUUUCCUCCUUUCUAUCUCUUUACGUCUCUUGUGUGUUAAAAAAAAAAUUAAUGUCAUGUUCUAAUUUUUUUUUCUUUUUCUAUCUCUUUUUUAAAAAUCUGUUUAUCCCUCCUGGACAUUUUUCUCACUCGUUCUCUUUAGAAUUUUUCGCUUUUUUUUUUUUUUUUCGCACUAUUUCACAGAUGGACAAAAACAAUCGAAAGAAAUGCUAAUGUUUCUUGAUUCACUGUUUGCUGAAUCUCUAAUUAGUUUUGAUUUUUUUUCCCCCUGUUUUUCUUUUUGAAUCAUUUCCCCUACUUGUUUCAGAUUCUAGACAAUGAGGAGGAGUGAGUAACAAAGAAACAAUCCUUUAAAGAAAAAAGAAAAAAAAGACUAUCCAACCAAUCAUGUAAAUAUAAAUUGAACGAAGAGACGUGGGUGUGUGUAACCGCGGUAUCACAAAACGAAAUGUUUUAGCGGUUAUUGUGAAACCGUCGGCGUUAGACUCGUGCCGGAGUCGAACCAGUAUUCUUUAUUUUGAAUUUUUUGUGUGCGGAACAAACGGAAUUUGGGCUUUGAGGUUGGUCUUAUAAAAACAAACAAUUUCUUUAAUAUUCUUUCACAAAAAAAAAAAAAGAAAAAAGUGGUAAUUUGUUCUUGAUCGAGCAUCCGACCUUCUACUGUCCUCCAUCGAUUCACACGUGUCUCUUUCAAGUGGCCUCCUCCAUCCUUAUGAAUCUCUCACCCUUUCUGUGUGUGUGUACAUGUAAAAUGAAUUUUUUUUUGUGUGUGUUGCCAAGAUGGUUCCGACAUUCCACUUCUUGCCGUUUAUUUUCUGCCCCCCGUCAGCUUUUUUUUUUUUUUUUCCGAGAGGCCGUUGCUCUCUCGUUCACGUCUUCGAUCGUUUGAGUGAAGAAGCAAAGUCCCUGCUGGUUCUUUCAUAUCAUCCGCUACGCCACUCUUUCUUUUCUGAUUUAGCCUUCGUUUGAUUCGCUUGAAUGUGAUUACAAUUCAAUAAUGUGUACGUUCUUUUCCUACUGAAGGACGUCUCUUUCACAAUUGUCUGGCUGCCCACCCAACCUCACUAUUCUUGCAUUACUGACCACAUCAAAUGACUCUUUCCCCCCCCCCCCGUUUAUUUUAUUUAGCUGUCGAUCAAAUAAUAUUAUCAAAUCUGCCACCGCUCCCCUCCAUUUUUGAUUUGAAAAUUUGUGACGAAAUGAUAUGCUUUUCUGUUUCUUUCUAUCUCUAUUUCUCUGUUUUAAUUUAAAGAAUUUUUUUUUGACUUGCGUGUUUUGUGACGGUGGGAACGACAAGUUCCUUCCGAACAAUUUCACUCCUACGAAACUGAUUUUGGAAAGGAAAAAAACAAACAAAUGUGCUCGUGGAAAAAAUGAUCUAUUUUAUUUUGAUCUUUAUCAUUCAUCUCAUGUUCUUGUGCGCAGCUACUUUCCAAUACAAAACGAUCGAAAGAG